CUCACAUUUUAAUUCAAAUAUUCGCAGCGCUUUGGAGGCAAGCAUAAGGAGAGACAAGAGGGAGAAAGAGAGAGACCUCCAUCAAAGAGGAUGGCGAGUAGGGUUUUCUUCCUGUCGUGCCUCCGAGCCGAGGGCUCUUCGCGGUGUCUCACGCCGCGGCCGCGCUACCCGUCGAUGCCGAGAUAUCCCAAGGGGGCGAAGGCCGCGGUGGUGGCCUCGACGUCCGGCGUUGGCGACCCCGAAGCGCCGCUAGAGGAGGAGGAGGAAAAGAUAGCGCUGUUCACGGUGAUCGGGAUGACGUGCGCCGCCUGUGCCGGAUCGGUCGAGAAAGCGAUCAAGCGGCUCCCGGGGAUCCACGACGCCACCGUCGACGUCCUCAAUGACAGGGCUCAAGUCAUCUUCUACCCCGCCUUCGUUUCUGAGGAUACGAUUAGAGAAACUAUUGAAGAUGUUGGAUUUGAAGCUGCUUUGAUCAAAGAGGAGGUUAAAGAAAAGUCUACUACCAUAUGCAGAUUGUGCAUAAAAGGAAUGACUUGUACAUCUUGCUCGAGUACCAUUGAAUCUGCUUUGCAAGCUGUUGCUGGCGUACAGAAAGCUUUAGUAGCCUUGGCAACUGAAGAAGCGGAGAUUCGUUAUGAUCCUAAACUUGUGAGCCCCAGCCGGCUUUUGGAGGUAGUUGAAGACACUGGUUUUGAAGCAAUCCUUAUUUCCACAGGGGAAGAUAGGAACAGAAUAGAGCUCAAAGUUGAUGGUGAACUUGAUGGAAGAUCGGUAUCUAUGGUUAAAAGUUCUUUAGAAGCACUCCCUGGAGUUGAAGAUGUAAACAUUGAUCCUGCAAUUCACAAAGUUACUAUAUCUUACAAGUCAGAUCAGACAGGUCCUCGGAACUUCAUUGAAAUUAUUGAAUCAACAAGGUCUGGGCAUCUCAGGGCAUCGAUAUACCCAGAAGGAGGGAGAAGGGAACUUCACAAGCUUGAGGAGAUAAAGCAAUACUACAAAUCCUUUCUUUGGAGUUUGGUGUUCACAAUCCCAGUGUUUCUCACAUCUAUGGUGUUUAUGUAUAUCCCAGGAACUAAACAUGGAUUAGAUAAGAAAGUUGUAAACAUGUUAAGCAUUGGAGAGCUUCUGAGAUGGAUUUUGUCAACUCCUGUCCAGUUCAUAAUUGGCCGAAGGUUUUACACUGGUGCCUACAAAGCCUUUAGACAUGGGUCUGCAAAUAUGGAUGUGUUGGUUGCUCUUGGCACGAAUGCUGCAUACUUUUAUUCACUCUAUUCAGUGUUUAGAGCAGCAACUUCACAAAACUUCAAGGGGACUGAUUUUUUUGAGACCAGUUCAAUGCUUAUCUCAUUCAUCCUUCUUGGAAAGUAUCUUGAGAUCUUGGCUAAGGGUAAAACAUCAGAGGCCAUUGCCAAACUCAUGGAUUUGGCACCUGAAACUGCAAUACUUUUAACUUAUGACACUGAAGGAAAUGUUGUAAAUGAAAAAGAGAUUGAUAGUCGGUUAAUACAAAAGAAUGAUGUAAUUAAAGUAAUGCCUGGUGGGAAGGUAGCAUCGGAUGGUCUUGUUAUAUGGGGCCAGAGCUAUGUUAAUGAGAGCAUGAUAACUGGGGAAUCACAACCUGUUGGAAAAAGGAAGGGUGAUACUGUGAUUGGUGCGACUGUGAAUGAAAAUGGUGUGUUGCAUGUGCAGGCAACUCGUGUUGGAUCAGAGAGUGCUCUAUCACAGAUUGUUCGUCUCGUUGAAUCAGCACAAAUGGCCAAAGCUCCCGUGCAGAAGUUUGCUGAUCGCAUUUCCAAGUAUUUUGUGCCUCUUGUUAUCAUUCUUGCAUUCUUUACUUGGCUUGGAUGGUUUUUAGCGGGAAAGUUCAAUGGUUACCCGAAAUCGUGGAUACCGUCUUCCAUGGAUAGCUUUCAACUUGCUCUGCAAUUUGGCAUAUCAGUUAUGGUCAUAGCCUGUCCAUGUGCCCUUGGCCUGGCAACUCCAACGGCUGUUAUGGUUGGUACUGGAGUUGGUGCUUCUCAAGGUGUUCUGAUUAAAGGGGGACAAGCACUGGAGAGUGCACAUAAGGUGGAUUGCGUUGUCUUUGACAAGACAGGCACUCUUACGACUGGAAAGCCUGUUGUUGUUAGCACAAGGCUCCUGAAGCAUAUGUUAUUGCGGGACUUCUAUGAAUAUGUUGCAGCUGCUGAGGUCAACAGCGAACACCCUCUGGCAAAAGCCAUUGUCCAGCAUGCCAAGAAAUUGAGAGAAGAUGAAGAAAACCAUGCAUGGCUUGAAGCACGAGACUUUAUUUCUGCAACAGGCCAUGGCGUCAAAGCAAAGGUUGGAAACAAAGAAAUCAUUGUGGGUAACAAGAGCUUGAUGUUGGAAUCAGGCAUCCAUGUUCCCAUUGCAGCCUUUGAAAUUCUUGCUGAAGCUGAGGAAAUGGCACAAACAGGAAUAAUGGUCUCAAUGGAUGGAGAAGUUGUUGGAAUAAUAGCAAUUUCUGACCCAUUGAAGCCCAGUGCUCGAGAUGUAAUAUCACUUCUCAGGUCCAUGACAGUGAAGAGCAUGAUGGUAACAGGGGAUAACUGGGGUACUGCAAAUGCCAUCGCCAAAGAGGUUGGGAUUGAUGCUGUUGUUGCUGAAGCAAAACCAGAACAGAAAGCACAGAAAAUAAAGGAACUGCAGAUGUCUGGCUUGACAGUGGCCAUGGUUGGUGAUGGAAUCAAUGAUUCACCGGCGCUUGUUUCUGCUGAUGUUGGGAUGGCGAUAGGUGCAGGCACAGACAUUGCCAUUGAAGCUGCUGACAUAGUUCUUAUGAGGAGCAACUUGGAAGAUGUAAUAACUGCCAUUGAUCUCUCGAGGAAAACAUUUUUCCGGAUCCACAUGAACUACAUCUGGGCUCUUGGUUACAACAUCAUGGGUAUACCUAUUGCUGCUGGAGUUCUUUUCCCAUCUGCCAGAUUCCGCUUACCACCAUGGGUUGCUGGUGCUGCAAUGGCUGCUUCGUCAGUUAGUGUUGUUUGUUGCUCUCUCUUGUUAAAGAACUACAGAAGACCCAAGAAGUUGGACGCACUUCAGUUCAGGGAAAUCUUGGUUGAGUGAAAGAUGGUGAACUGUGUCGCCUGAUAUCACUUUGUACAUAUAUGUUCGCAACCUCAGUGGAGGACACGUUUGCUCUAAUGGGCUACGCAAAAUCAGAACUCUGUGUUGUUUAUCUGGCCAGAUAAACGGUUGCAUGGUGCAAAUUCUUUGUUUAGUUAAUAAGUUACCAUCAUUCAGACAUUCAUUCAUCUAUAUCUUCAUUUAUACAAUUAUUCAUACAUCUAUUUCUUCUUAA
Messenger RNA from Elaeis guineensis (African oil palm), 3322 nucleotides. NCBI's taxonomy places the organism in Eukaryota, Viridiplantae, Streptophyta, Magnoliopsida, Arecales, Arecaceae. The record is from RefSeq and is a predicted model, not a curated record.